CUUCAGGCUGAUUACCGUGCAGGAAACGGAGCUGGCGCUGUGGAUUGUGGAGCUGACCGGGAGCUGCAGCGCUCUGUUUGCUUACUGAGAGCUGAUUUUUGGUCACUUGUGAAGCGUGUCAAGGUGAAUGUUUGCUUCCUGCUGAGAGCUGUGGAAGUGUCAAUCCGCAGUCCAGUUGCUUGCUGGUUUAGUGCUAUGCUUUGCUGCUUUGGUGGAUCUGUUUUGUCUUCCUUGAUGCUUGGAGAACCUCCAGUAGCAUUUUUGGCAAAGACCACGAAUAUUCUACUGGCAUCUUCAGUCUGGUAUCUUGUGUUUUAUUGCCCACAAGACAAAUUCUACCAGUGCUUUGCGUUUCUGCCCCUUCGGCUUCUGGUUGCAGGAAUGAAAGAAGUGACUAGGACUUGGAAAAUAGUGGCUGGCGUUGCGCAUGCAGACAGUCAUUUUGAAGAUGCCUGGCUUGUCAUGAUAGCUGUGGGCUGGGCCAGAGGAGCUGGUAGUGGCCUAAUCUCCAACUUUGAGCAGUUGGUGAGAGGAGUGUGGAAACCUGAAACCAAUGAACUACUGAAGAUGUCCUAUCCUGUGAAGGUAACUUUGAUAGGAGCAGUUCUCUUCACUCUGCAGCACAGUCAGUACUUGCCAGUAGCAAGACACAACCUUAUGUUUCUAUACACCAUCUUUCUUGUAGUUUCCAAGGUAACAAUGAUGUUGACAAGAUCUAGAGCUUCUCCAUUUGCUCGCAUUGAGGCUGCAUUAAGCCAUAUGUUCUUUGGCUUGCAAAAACCACCAUCCAAAGUGAAGGGCGAAGGUGCUUCAUCUUCCAAUGGCUCUUCAGUCUGUGACCAGUCGUCCUCGGAGCAUCCCCGUGAUGGAGUUAAGAAGAGACAGGCAAAGAAAACAGAAUAAGUAGCUUACAAUACAUGAUAACCUGUGAAGAUGCUUAUAUUUUAGAUGAGGCUGAUGGAAUUUUUUUUUUAAAUGAAAUGUACGUGAGAUGAGAUUAAAGCUGUAUAAUAUGGUGUCGUUUGCCUUCAGAAUGUGUUUUGUAUGCUUUUGAAAUGUAUUCAGAUGUUUAAGUGCACGUUAGAUUUCUAAGUCUAAAAGUUCACAUUUUUAUAGUGCUUUUAAGUUCAGUAAUUUUUGUAUUUAUUAAUAGCUUUAAAUUCUUAGAUGCUAAAAUAACUUUCAAAAUGUGACAGUUACCUUUGCUGUUUUUUCUGGUGUAUCACUUGAUUCACUUCUCUUUUUUUUCUUCUUGAUUCUCUUUGGAUACACAGACUUGUGCUGCCAAGUGUUCACAGCACAGUGUCCCAAGUAGGAAAGCCUGAUUAAGGCUUAAUCACAUUGCACUGUAAAACUAUGAAAAUGUACCACACUAAUGCCUUUAAUUACAAAAAUAAUGGAAUUACUGUUUUAAUUCCCACUACACUGGUCUAGACUUAUAUCAUUUACUCAAGUCAACAUUUUUUGCAUUGUUUGUAUUUUUCAAAAUAAGAAUUAUCUGGCACUUUUAAAAAUCUUUACAGUUAGGAAGUAGAAGCACUUCAGUAUUGUGAGCUUACUUUGAUGUUUUUUGUAAGCGUUGAAUAUUUAGCUAUUUUUUGUGUUCCAUGUGUGAUUUUUUUUUUUAAUGUUGUUUCUAGUGUUUUUCAAUUUGGGAUGAGACAUCUCUUUGCCUGCACUUUUAUCUAGGCACAACAAGUUUUUCUUCCUUUCAAAGUCAAACAUUCAAACUUUAAA
Meleagris gallopavo (turkey) is the source of this 1737-nucleotide messenger RNA. The record is from RefSeq and is a predicted model, not a curated record. Lineage: Eukaryota; Metazoa; Chordata; Aves; Galliformes; Phasianidae.